This is a messenger RNA of Triticum urartu, 1614 nucleotides long. RefSeq lists its product as uncharacterized. Lineage: Eukaryota; Viridiplantae; Streptophyta; Magnoliopsida; Poales; Poaceae. The record is from RefSeq and is a predicted model, not a curated record.
UGUCUCAAAAAGAAGAAAAAAGGGACUGUCCGGGAGAGGAGGGAUUCCUCCAACAGAGGAGACCGGCGAGAAGGGAAGAAGCGAAAUCCCCUUCCGCCGAUUACAUAUUAUAUAGGGUUUGGAUUCGGCGAUGAUCUCGAUUGCCGGCGGAGAUGCGGCACGGGAGGACCCCCGUUCAAUUUGAUCCAGAGUUCGGCUCCGCCGCUGGUGACACUGAUGAAGGCCCGUCUCUCACACCGUCAGACGCCACCGGAUUCAUCACACGAGCUUGCGGACCAGGAGGAUUACAGAGUCAGCGAGGAGGAUUUCUGCAGGCACCUCGCUGUUUUGUCCAGCAGGCCUCGUCCCACAACCAUCGUCGGGCCCAGGAUUGACAGUGAACAGCAGCGCGAGGUCUACGAGCGCCUUGCGCUCUACCGCAUCAGAGCAUCCAAGAUGGCACAGGGAGUGUCCAUGAAUGAGCUGGAUGACAUGACUCUGAGAAAGGAAUACCCCCCGGAAGCUCUCGAGGAGACGUGUUACUUCAGUGACUACGACCAUGGUGACACCAUUGAUUGGUACUUCAACCCUGACCACUCGGUCCACUCCUACUUGAGUGACUACCACCGCCUUGUCCUUAAAAAUGGAGAUGGCACGCGGUACCUUGACUGGGAGAAGUACUGCUCAUGGUUUACUACCUACGAAACAGAUGAAGAGUAUCUCAAGUACUUUGAAGAAAUAUCAAAGAAAAUUAAGUGGAUUAAAUGUUACAUGAAAUUUGAACGAGGAUCUCCUGAGUGGAUAGAGAUGGAAGCUAGAGGAUUUUGGCAAGCAGUGGAGAUCGCGGUAGACUUUCCACACAUGAGCUUUGAUUUAGCUUUGACUGCAUACACGGAUCAUAUUUUUAACACGAGAUUUGAUUAUUUUGACCGUGAAGAAAUUGAUCCUCUUCUUUUUGAGAUUUGGAAACGUCUCACUAAGCAAAAGAUUACAUUCAGACAGGCUCUAGACCAAGUCCAGCAAGAGAACAUGUUCCCUCGACAGGAGAAGUGUAUACAAUUUGUACUGGAUAAUACUAGUAUCUAUACUCAUUUGCAAUCAACUUUUGAUACUUGCGUGGAAGACAUCUCUGAUGAGACUCCAGAGGAUGAAGGCCGCAGGUUAAUUACAAUGGCGGUUUCGAGCAAGCUUCACAAAGAGAAGACAUGGAAUGAGUAUAUUAUGAGGAAGAUAGAGAUUGCUAAACACAUUGGGUUGGAUCUCCAAGCUACAUGUAUCCGAAUUUUAAGACCCAGAAGGAUGUGGACUCUUGUUGUAGAACAAAAUAUUGUUCGGUGCCCAGAUGCACCUGGGCAUGGACAGUAAAUUCGAACUUUGAAAAGGAACACUGUUUGGACCCAAUUUUGUAUUUUUGCCUAGAGGUCCUCAAAUUUUCCAAAUACCGCGAAACUUUGCACGCUCCUUGUGCAGUUGAGCAUUUUUUAUGCCAAAAGAGUUUAGAAUUUUGUACUUUUUUUUGGAUUUACUAUUCAUCAGGUGCAGAUGAGCUUUGGCUUGGAUGUGAAUUACGGCUUGGCUUGCAACUCAUAUCUUGGUAAAGACAAAUACUGUUGAAUGAAGUGUUAUGAUGUUCUA